AUGCCCUACGAUCCUUGGCGAGAUCCUAUACAGGUUACCUUCGAAAACCAUUUGCGUCAAGUCGCUGUGCUCUUGAAGGAGAAUCACCUCGAUGGACCGGAACGAGAGCAAUCAAUAUACCGACCUCUGAUGCAGAUAUUCAGCUACAUGUGUUUGGCCCUCUCGACGAACUUGACAUCUGCCGAUCAGGGCAUACCUAGGUUUCUCUCGGUCUGCCCUCAGGGCCCAGUUUACGCCCAUUACCCGUCGGUAUCUGCUUCUGCGAUCCCAACUCUGCCUGAGUCUGAGCUUGUACAGCGCAUCAAGGAGGAGCCUCGCAAGCGAAAGCCGAGGAAAGUAAAUCUGGAUGAAGUAUACUUCAGCUUAGACAGAAACAUGUACGGCACCUUUUUCGGGACCGAGGCCGUGACUGAGACCGAAAGUGAGACUGAGACCGAAAGUGAGAGCGAGCGUGAGUCCGAGGCCGACAGCGACAACAGUAGCGAGGAAGAGCUUCAAGACGAAUACGAUCAAGAGGCCGAUGUAUCUGAUCAAGUGGCCGAACGAUCCGAGUCUGAAACCUCUUUUGACAUCUCUGCCCUUGAAAUUGCGUCCUCCAAUCCCUCGGCUCCACCCCAAUCACCCGCGCGCAUCGUGGACUUCACUAUUCAUGUUAACGACUACACAGCACAAACUUCCAGUGUUGUCGUCGGUACUGUCGAAGGUAAACUAUUUCCAGUGGAGCUUGCCUCCCAGGUCAUGAACACACGGAAGCUUGCCGCCCAAGAGAUGAAGAAGAUGCUCCCGCAGGUUGUGCAACAAGUACAAUUCGUGUUUCACGAGCAUGAACAUAUCACCGAUCUCGUUUCAUUCCUCUUCGUCAACUCUUAUUGCAAGACUCUCAGGUUCAGACGUGAUCGGGUUCCUGCGCUUGACUUGGACAACAUCCCUCGUGAUGGGUUUGCCUUCCCACAGGAUUCCCUCAGAUCAAUCGAGUGUAUCCCAGAAAAGGCCACUCGUACGGAGCUCUACCCUGUGAUAACCAAGAAGGGCAACUAUGAUAAUAGAUUCAAGGCAGCGUUUAACAGAGUCGUGGAUCUUGCGCGCAAGGUGUAG
Stereum hirsutum FP-91666 SS1 is the source of this 1095-nucleotide messenger RNA. RefSeq lists its product as uncharacterized. The coding region runs from base 1 to 1095 and encodes 364 amino acids. The record is from RefSeq and is a predicted model, not a curated record. The transcript has 3 exons. NCBI's taxonomy places the organism in Eukaryota, Fungi, Basidiomycota, Agaricomycetes, Russulales, Stereaceae.